This is a messenger RNA of Coccinella septempunctata (seven-spotted ladybird), 1265 nucleotides long. RefSeq names its product leucine-rich repeat-containing protein 23-like. Gene Ontology annotation, molecular function: protein binding. Gene Ontology annotation, cellular component: cytoplasm. The record is from RefSeq and is a predicted model, not a curated record. The transcript is spliced from 4 exons. The coding region runs from base 64 to 1197 and encodes 377 amino acids. Lineage: Eukaryota; Metazoa; Arthropoda; Insecta; Coleoptera; Coccinellidae.
CGAUGUUAGGUCUAUGGUUUGAAAUUUGACAUACUUCACAAGACGAUUCAGAAUUUGCGAAAGAUGUUAAGAGGAGAAGAAGAAGCCGAACCGGAGGCGGCACCGGGCGAGGAUGCCCUCUACAAACACUUCCUCCUGCAAGGGGUCAUAGUUCCCAAGAUCCUCACCUUCGACGAAGCCUCCAAGUGUCUCAGCAACCUCGGCAAAGAUGAGAGUGGCGUCCGUUACGCCUACCUGAUGCUUUCCGCGACCGACAUGAAGCUGACUGACAUUUCAAAAAUAACUUGUUUCAAGCACGUGCUCUUCGUCGAUGUUAGCGGCAACUUCCUCGAGCUGGACGCCCUGCAGAUCCUGUGCGAGAUGCCGUUUCUCAUCCUUCUCAGAGCGGAGAGGAACAAGGUGGCCUCGGGAGGCUUGAAUCCUUGCCCCUACCUGCAGGUCCUGGUGCUGAACAAGAAUCAGAUAAACGAGACGGACGAUAUCAGUCAACCGUACCUGGAAACCUUGGAUUUGAGCAACAACGUCAUCUACGAGGCUCGAUUCCAAUCUGACAACCUGAGGGAGCUGAAGCAGUUGGAGAUGGUAGGUAAUCAACUGGUGGAACUGGCUGGAAGUUUUCCAGAAUCCCUGGAGAAGUUGUAUCUAGCCCAAAAUAGGAUCCACAAGAUUGUUACUUCCGAUCUGUCAAAGCUGGUCAACUUGAAAAUCCUGCACCUUCGCGAAAAUAAGCUCCACAAGCUGGACGGUUUCACCGAAGACCUCAAGAACCUAACGUACCUGAACCUGAGAAGGAACAGCGUGAGACAACUGAGGCAAUUGCGGAAACUGAGAUGUUUGCCCAAAUUAGAAACCCUGAUCUUGAUAGAUAACCCCGUGAUGAGUAGAAAAAAAGAAGGCAUGGGCGAGGAAGAGGAAGAAGAAGAGGAAGAGAUGGAGGGGGAAGAAGAGAAGAAGGAUUACGUCAGGAUUUCUAUCUUGGUUAUGCUCCCCAACUUGAAACGGAUAAAUAAGGAAGUCGUGAGUUUGGAAGAAAGGGACGAGGCCUUCUUUAUCGGCGAGGAAAAAAUGCAGGAAAUAAUGGACGAAGAGAGCAGCGACGAAGAGAGUAUUAUUGUCACAACGACGGAAAUUACCACCGAAUAUACGACAGAAACGGAGACUGAAAUCGGUUUGGAGCAGUUAGAGUACGGCGGUUGAUGAAUAAAUUCAAAUUUAUUUUUAAUUUGGUGUUGUACCUUUAGAUCAUAGAAAUAGGUAUACGUUUC